Schistosoma rodhaini is the source of this 684-nucleotide messenger RNA. Lineage: Eukaryota; Metazoa; Platyhelminthes; Trematoda; Strigeidida; Schistosomatidae. The record is from the annotation of a GenBank genome assembly.
AUGUUCAGAAAAAAUGAAAUGUUAUUAAAGAGUCAAAUAAGUACCAUGAGUCAAAAUCUGGUUAAAAAAAAUAGAGCGAUCACACAAUAUUUGAAUUGUAAAAGUAAACAACAACAAGAAGAAACCUUCAAAUUAUUUAUCAAAGAAAUGAAUAAACAGUUUAAAAAUAACAAUCUAACAUCAUUUACUGAUUAUUCAACUGUGAAGGACUGUUUCAUAAAAGAAGAAGAGAUUUUUGAAAGAAAGAAGUCUUCUGAAAAUAAUGAAGAUUGCACACUAUCUGAGACAUUCCCUGAAGAAGACAUUAAGGCUUUGGAUCAAUUAAUUUCUAAGAAAUACGAUAUUUUGUGGAGAUGGAAUAAAGCAUUAUUUAACUACGAAUUUGCUUCGAGAAAUAUCAAGAGCACAGUAUAUUUCUUACAAAAGGUCUUGUCUUUCUACCGUUCAAUAUUUCACUUCUCUUUUUUACUUCAUUAUCAAAAAUUUGUUUUGAAUGAUAUUGACCGUAUGUUUUCAUUGCUGAUCACAUCAAUGUUAAUUAAAGCUGCAGAGACGGUCUUCGAUCUUGUAACGUUGAUUGUGCAAUUUUGGAAAGAUUUCUGCAAAGGUUUGGGUGGAACGAUGAAGUGUUUUUUGGACGUCAUGCCUACAAAGAUUGGUGGUCAAAAUAAAUCAUGUCUAUAG